Folsomia candida is the source of this 1451-nucleotide messenger RNA. Its product is annotated as 3-oxoacyl-[acyl-carrier-protein] synthase, mitochondrial. Gene Ontology annotation, molecular function: 3-oxoacyl-[acyl-carrier-protein] synthase activity. Bases 119 to 1423 code for a protein of 434 amino acids. The record is from RefSeq and is a predicted model, not a curated record. Gene Ontology annotation, biological process: fatty acid biosynthetic process. The transcript is spliced from 4 exons. Lineage: Eukaryota; Metazoa; Arthropoda; Collembola; Entomobryomorpha; Isotomidae.
UUCACUUUGUCUGCGAGCCAGAGAAUGUAAAAGAUAUGAAAGAGUUAAAUUAAUUCAGGAAUUGUGAGAUUUUAGAAAACAAAUAUUUUUAAAAAACUACGAUUUUCUAGUCAUCAUCAUGAGACGCGUAGUGGUGACGGGGCUUGGUCUCGUGACCCCGAUGGGCGUCGGCGUACCGGUCGUUUGGGAACGUGUCAUCUCCGGUCAUUCCGGCAUUCGUGGGCUGACCGGGCCUGAAUAUGCCAAACUUCCUUGUCGUGUGGCAGCCACGGUUCCCACGGACGGUGAAAAAGGCGGGGUAAAUCUGAGCACCAAAUUCACCGAGGCUGAACGUCGUUCUUGCUCGAAGGGAAUUUUGUUUGCUCUGUUGGCGACGGAGGAGGCCCUUGCGAACAGUGCCCUCUUGACCACACCUGCUUUAUCUCAAGAGGCCAAAGAGAGGAUCGGAGUGGCCGUGGGGAUGGGGAUGCUCGACCUGCAGGACGUAAUCGACACGGGAAAAACGUUAGAAGAAAAGGGCUACAGUCGAGUCUCUCCAUAUUUCAUUCCGCGAAUUUUACCCAACCUUUCGGCCGGUCAGAUCAGUAUCAAGUACGGAUUUCAGGGCCCCAACCAUUGCGUCUCCACCGCCUGUGCCACUGGGGCUCAUGCUAUCGGAGACGCCUUCAACUUCAUUCGCCUCAAUCACGCCGACGUUAUGAUUUGUGGUGGCGCAGAAUCCUCCAUAAAUCCUCUCACAAUCGCCACAUUCGCCCGGUUACGCGCUCUGUCGACGAAAUUCAACGAUUCACCGCCAACCUCCUCCCGUCCUUUCGAUUCUGACCGAGACGGCUUCGUGAUGGGCGAGGGGGCCGGUGUUCUCGUCCUUGAAGCGUUGGAUCACGCCAAGCAAAGAGGAGCCCCAAUCCUAGGUGAGGUUUUGGGCUACGGUCUCUCCGGUGAUGGACAUCACAUGACGGCGGCGAGGGAGGAUGGCCACGGUGCGUUCAGAGCGAUGAAAAAUGCCAUCAGUUCUUCCCAAGUUGACCCCAAGGAUAUUUCCUACGUUAACUGUCACGCCACAUCAACACCAAUCGGGGACAAAGCGGAGAUUACAGCGCUGAGGAAAUUAUUUCAGGAUAAAAAUAUUGGCCGAGCCCCGAUUUCAUCCACGAAAGGAAGUCACGGACAUCUUCUCGGGGCAGCCGGUGCGGUAGAAUCCGCCCUAACGAUUCUCGCCCUACAUUACAAACAACUACCACCGGCAACUAAUAUCGUAAAUUUGGAUAAAGAAUUCUCUGGCAUCAACAUUGUUGGACAGGGACAAGAAUCCAAUCAUCUUCUCGAGACUGACAACCCCAAGAAAAGAUUUGUAGCUUUAAAAAACUCAUUCGGUUUCGGUGGGACGAACGCGUCCCUAUGCUUGGCCUCGUUUAUUGAAUAAAACAAAAAAUUAUGACAAAAUUUAACAA